AUGAAGGUCAUCGGGGUUCUCGUGGUCUUCGCCUCCUGCCUGAUGGCCCUCACCCACAGCAGCUUCUGGCAGUUUCAAAGGAUGGUCAAACACAUCACUGGGCGGAGUGCCUUCUUCUCAUAUUACGGAUAUGGCUGCUACUGUGGGCUUGGGGGCAAAGGGACUCCUGUGGAUGACACUGACAGAUGCUGCCUGGCGCACGACUGCUGCUACGAGAAGUUGAAGCAGCUGGGCUGCCAGCCCGUGCUGAACAGCUAUCAGUUCCACAUCGCCAACGGGACCGUGCUCUGUGAAUGUGCCCUCGGUCCUGGUGCUGCCUGCCUCUGUGGGCUGAGGGCCUGCGAGUGUGACAAGCAAUCUGCAUACUGCUUCAAAGAGAGCCUGCCCACCUACGAGAAAAACUUCAAGCAGUUCUCCAGCCGGCCCCGGUGCGGCAGGCGUAAACUCCAGUGCUGUGGGGCCCCGGGGUCCCCUUGUUGGAUGCAGGGUGGACUUGGGAACCAAGCCCACAACCCAGAUCAAGCUGGGAGCCAAGCAGACAUUCUGGAAAACAAGGUCGUGGCACCCAUGCCGAGGACCUGA
This is a messenger RNA of Diceros bicornis minor, 582 nucleotides long. It is a transcript of the gene PLA2G2C, whose product is annotated as phospholipase A2 group IIC. NCBI's taxonomy places the organism in Eukaryota, Metazoa, Chordata, Mammalia, Perissodactyla, Rhinocerotidae. The record is from RefSeq and is a predicted model, not a curated record. The transcript has 5 exons. Gene Ontology annotation, biological process: lipid catabolic process; phospholipid metabolic process; fatty acid biosynthetic process. Gene Ontology annotation, molecular function: phospholipid binding; calcium ion binding; signaling receptor binding. Bases 1 to 582 code for a protein of 193 amino acids.